This is a messenger RNA of Esox lucius (northern pike), 1564 nucleotides long. It is a transcript of the gene mbip, whose product is annotated as MAP3K12 binding inhibitory protein 1. The coding region runs from base 77 to 1183 and encodes 368 amino acids. The record is from RefSeq and is a predicted model, not a curated record. Gene Ontology annotation, cellular component: cytosol. The transcript has 9 exons. NCBI's taxonomy places the organism in Eukaryota, Metazoa, Chordata, Actinopteri, Esociformes, Esocidae.
UUGCUCGGUUUACUCGGAUGUAGUACAACUUCCGGUAGUGAACGGACUGUUGUUAACCAAUCAGUGAGCACUGAACAUGAGACGAGGAAAUGCAAUGGCGGACUCAAUGAAGUUGGAUGAGAAAAACGGUGUGGGCAAUAAACAAAGGGAACAUGUUUUCAACCCAUCGUCUAGCAUGGAAAUAUCAAGCUACAGGGACAAUAUUUACUUUCUUUUGAAUCUUCUCACGGACUUCGGGAGUAAGCUGAAAUUGGGUGAAGCUGCUCUGAGAAUCAGCGCCAGCAUAGAUGCAGUGGACAUGACGUCUAUUCAACCUGCUCAUCACAUGUUCACUUGUCUUCAGGAGCACAUCUCCAAAUUACAGUCGUUAUCUGACAACCUGAGGGCAAUGGUGACUGAAGAGGAUCAGUCCUCCGCAUCAAAGAGUUACCUGUCAGAGGGCAAAAAGCAUCAAACUGUGACCGCAGCUCCUUCUGAUGAGAUGACCUUAGACACUGAGGCUGUUCCUCCUGCAGCUCCCCCGACCCAGCCGGGGGUAGAGGAGGGCGAGUCGCAGGUUUAUGACAUCAUGUCGCACACAGAUGACCACAGUGUUCAGAUCAGAGCCAACAAAUCCGAGAUUGAUAGGAGGAUAUCUGCAUUUAUAGAGCGCAAACAGCUGGAGAUCAAUGAAAACAAUGUGAGGGAGUUCUGCAACGUGAUCGACUGCAAUCAAGAAGACAGCUGUGCCAGAACAGAUGCAGUAUUCACACCCUAUCCAGGCUUCAAAAGUCAUGUCAAAGUGACUCGCGUGGUCAACACCUACGGGCCACAGACGCGGGGAGGGGCAGGAGGUACGAUGGGGGAGCAGCAGCGGCCCAUGGUGUCUAGAGACUGUGGGAAUCCAGCCAUAGAAGAACGCCUGCAUAACAUAGAGACGCACCUUAAACUCCCAACAGAGGGUCCUGUUCCUUUAAGUGUGUACCAUCGGUUAAAGAAGUUGGAAGAUCGUAUUUUGGAGUUAGAGGGUCUUUCACCAGAGUACUUCCAGUCUAGUUACCUGCACAAGCGACCAAAGACCUCAAUGUCUCAGGCCUGCACUCUGUCGGAGCUUGAAGGAAAGAUCAGUGCGGUCAAAGCAGCCCUGUUGAAGAGGAUGGGGGAGUUUGGGCCGGUAGCAUACGACACUGAGUGUCCUCUCUGACCCUCAUUCUUUCGCCUAUGACAGGCGUAUACACGCCCACACACACCAUGUGCAAAAAUAUUCACCACUUUACCAUAGAUGUAGAUAUCCUCCCACACACUUUUGAAUGCUGUUUCAUUUCUGUUAUGUCUGACUUAAAUUAACCCAAAAAUGAUUUGCCAUGUUAUACGUUUGCGCUAGAAUACCCAAAGUUUUUCAACCCUCUGUUGAAACUGCAGGAAUAUUCAACAUUGUGUAGAUCUCUAUAUUUGAUGACUUGUAUAUUGAAUGUGUAAGAAUCUGAAUGUGUAAGAAUCUGGAUGUGUGUAUUUAGUCCAUACACAUGAAUACUAUUUUUCUGGAAACAGACUGUCACAGCGGACAAACAGUGAUGUGGUUACC